AUGGGGUCUCCAACGUUAGAGAAGUUCCUCUCAUUUGUUUCCUUAGUCUUGUUUGUAGUGCUAUUGUCUUCACCCAAUUUAGCUUCUGCUUCUGUUCAAGAAGCUAAAGCUCUCCUCAAAUGGAAACACAGGCUUCAACACCAAAACAAUUCUGUGCUAAAUUCAUGGAUUUUUCCAUCUAAUUAUAAUGCCACAGUUUCUUCAAGCCAUCCAAAAACAAGUAUCAUCCCAUGCACUUGGUCCGGAGUUUCUUGCAGUAUUCAUGGAAGUGUCAGGAGACUGAACCUCACAAAUUCAAGUGUAGAAGGUACGCUCUAUGAUUUUCCAUUUUCGUCUCUCCCUCAUCUUGCAUAUAUUGAUCUCAGCAUGAAUGUUCUUUGCGGUACCAUCCCACCUCAAGUUGGUAAACUCUCAAAACUCAUCUAUCUUGAUUUGGCCAUCAAUCAGUUUUCCGGAAUAAUCCCACCACAAAUCGGAAAUCUGACAACUCUUCAAGUCCUCCACCUGUUCCAGAAUCACCUAAAUGGCUCAAUUCCUAGAGAAAUAGGCCAGCUAAAGUCCCUUUAUGAGCUUGCUUUGUGUACUAAUGAUCUUGAUGGUCCCAUUCCCGCUUCUUUGGGCACAUUGAGCAACUUGGCUUCUUUGUUUCUUUAUGAAAACAAACUCACUGGUUCCAUUCCUCCAGAAAUGGGGAAUCUCUUCAAUCUUGUCAUUCUUGACAUGAAUACGAACCUUCUCACAGGUCCUAUCCCUUCCACUUUCAAGAACUUGAAUAAGCUAACCAUGUUGCACCUAUUCAAAAAUCAGCUCUCUCAUUCCAUUCCACCAGAGAUAGGAAACCUGAAAUCGCUUGAGACACUGAUUAUUUAUAAAAAUAAUCUUUGUGGCACAAUCCCGGCAUCCUUGGGUGAUAUAAGCUCGCUAACUCGACUAUUUCUCUAUGAAAAUCAACUUUCUGGUCCCAUUCCUAAAGAAUUAGGGAAGUUAAAGUUUCUCUAUGACCUACAAUUGAGUGCGAAUCAAUUCAUUGGUUCUGUUCCUACUUUAUUUGGCAACUUAAGCAACAUGAAGUUCUUGUCCCUCCGUGACAACCAACUCUCUGGUCCUAUUCCACAAGAAAUUGGGAACCUGGAGAAGUUGGUCGUAUUGCAAAUGGAUCAUAAUCAGUUUUCUGGCUAUUUGCCUAAAAACAUUUGCGAAGGUGGAAAACUACAAAACUUCACGAUAAACAGUAACCAGGUCAAGGGUCCUAUCCCCAAAAGCUUAAGAAACUGUUCUAGCUUAAUCAGAAUCCGUUUCAAUGGAAACCAGCUCACUGGAGAUGUAUCUAAAGCUUUUGGUGUCUAUCUAAAUCUUAAUUUCAUGGAUUCAAGUAACAACAAUUUUUUUGGUGAAAUCUCAUAUAGAUGGGGACAGUGCCCAAAUUUGACUAGCAUAUUGAUGGCAAGGAACAAUAUCACUGGCCAAAUACCACGAGAGUUAGGAAAUUUAUCUCGACUUCAGGUAAUUGAUCUUUCUUCGAAUGAAUUAGAUGGGGAUAUUCCAAAGGAACUAGGGAACUUAGAUUUGCUAAAGCUUGAUUUGAAAGACAACCAACUUUCUAGUAGUAUACCUAAAGAACUCGGAUUACUAGCUAAUCUGUUGUAUCUUGACAUGUCCAUAAAUAGAUUGAGUGGGUCAAUACCGGGAAAUCUUGAAAAAUGUUUGCAGCUGUAUUACUUGAACUUGAGCUACAACCAUUUUAGCCAAAAAAAUUCCACCUGA
This is a messenger RNA of Cornus florida, 1764 nucleotides long. RefSeq names its product MDIS1-interacting receptor like kinase 2-like. The coding region runs from base 1 to 1764 and encodes 587 amino acids. The record is from RefSeq and is a predicted model, not a curated record. Gene Ontology annotation, molecular function: protein binding. Lineage: Eukaryota; Viridiplantae; Streptophyta; Magnoliopsida; Cornales; Cornaceae. The transcript has a single exon.